This is a messenger RNA of Archocentrus centrarchus (flier cichlid), 940 nucleotides long. It is a transcript of the gene lenep, whose product is annotated as lens epithelial protein. NCBI's taxonomy places the organism in Eukaryota, Metazoa, Chordata, Actinopteri, Cichliformes, Cichlidae. The record is from RefSeq and is a predicted model, not a curated record. The coding region runs from base 419 to 613 and encodes 64 amino acids. Gene Ontology annotation, biological process: multicellular organism development. The transcript has 2 exons.
UUGUCGUACACUGUUCUGAACAAAGAGUGGGAUGUAGUGGGGAGUGUAUUGGAGCUACUGGAACUCUCUUGUUUGUGGCUGGAACAGCGGGGGCUUAUUCAGAGCAGAGUCGGUGCGGGAGGCAUCAUUCAGCGCAGGGGGACUGAGUACAGCAAAGGUAAACAAGGUCUUUAAUCGAGCAGCGGACAUUUGAAACCAGAGGACAGUCGAGAAAAUGCCAGAUGUGAGUGGAGGGCUUUUGCAGUUUGCAUAGGAGGUUAUAAGUAGAGGAGUGAACCGUGCCAGGAAUACGGAGCAGACCUCAGCUGUUGCACGGAUCUAGGCUGACUCUAUUUGUCACGGCUCAUCUUCCAUUCCUUCUCAUCGACUGCCCUCCUCGUUGCAUUUGUCUGGUCACUCCUUCCCUCUCUCUGGAGCCAUGCACCCCCAGCGUCCUCUUCCCCAGGCCAUGCCUGCCGCCUCUCUGGGACAACACCUGCGGGACAUGGCCAUGGGCCUGGGACGAGGCAAGAACUUCCUGGGAGGAAACUUUGCCUAUGGAUUCAUCCAGUCAGUUAAGGAAUGCCUCUAUUUCCUUCUCUGCUGCUGGUGCAUCAAAGAGAUCCUGGACUGACAGACUGAGAGAAAAGAGUAUAUCAAGUGGCAGAACAUCGAUUUUUCCUUGUUUCUCCAUUGGUUCCUAAAGUGUAAUUUCAACCAGCUUUUAUUUCAUCAGAUAUGGAGUGUUUGAUGAGUGAUGCUGGCAAAGCAUUGGCAGUGUCUCUAUUGAAAGAUGUUUUGGGGUUCAAGAAGCUCACCUGCAGGUUUCAAGAUGAUGCGGACUUUAUUUCAGGACUGGGUUAGAGUUUUCCGAAUUUCAGCCUGAUGAUCUGAGAUUUCCAGGGCUGUGGCUCACUUGAUCUUCACUGUACAACCACAAAGUAGUGUGGCGAUGAAUAAA